Molecule: messenger RNA, 219 nt
Organism: Hyphopichia burtonii NRRL Y-1933
Lineage: Eukaryota; Fungi; Ascomycota; Pichiomycetes; Serinales; Debaryomycetaceae
Exons: 1
Coding region: 1-219 (72 amino acids)
Source: RefSeq, a predicted model, not a curated record
AUGGCAUCCCAUUUACCGGUAUCCAAAUCUUACAAUUCACAAAGAUUUCGUAAAGUGUUAAACUCCAAAACGUCACUCGCUUUCAAAAAUGAUCAAAGCGAUAUGUUGGUGUACCUCAUCUACGUAAAUUACUUGAAUAAAAUGAUUGACUCCAAAAAUAUUAAUCAAGCUUCGUUAAAACAAAAACAUAUUAAUCUAUUAAAAAGAUAUUCUCGCUAA